Messenger RNA from Stylophora pistillata, 1716 nucleotides. RefSeq lists its product as uncharacterized. The record is from RefSeq and is a predicted model, not a curated record. Lineage: Eukaryota; Metazoa; Cnidaria; Anthozoa; Scleractinia; Pocilloporidae.
UCUGCUUCGGUUAGCACUUCAGUGCGAUCAAUUCAUAUUGUUACAGACUGCUUGCAAAUCGGGUCGGCCAGAGACCUACGGCUACAGAGAAACAAGUCUGUCAAUGUUCAGGCCAUGAAGGUUUUCCAUUUGCCAUAACCAGCAAACUGUAACACCCAAAGACUUCAGGUGUCACGCGGUCUUACAAGCCAUCUUUGUUUUCAUCCGACUGCAAUCCGCUGACCAAUGAAUGCGGGAGCAAAAUGUCCUCGAUUUCUGGCGAUGUGUUCGUAGGAUUGUUUUCUGAUGACUGAACUUUGGCAGGAUGAGAAGAGAAACUACUCUCUCCAAUUCCGAAGAAGCUUUCAGACAGGCAGAAGUUUCACCAUUCACCCUGGACUUUCCUGUGAUUCUUGCACCACCAGAUUAGUGGAGUCUCUAAAGGAGGAGAGUGGAAAUGAAGUACUCCUAGUUCUUUCCGCAGUAGGCGGAGCGUUGGGAAUCGUAUUUAUGUUUGUUUUAAUUACCGCGAUGAUUCGUCAUGGUGGGUUCCGCAGGCUUCGUUUCUUCAGGAGGGCAAAUUCAGAGAAUUCAGUCGAGGUUCCAUUGGCACAACUCGAGCUGAAGCAAACUUUGUGUCGAGAGGAACUCAGGCCCGAUGAUUUAACUCUGGAGGAUCUGGAAAGAGACAACCUGGAGUUGUUCGAUUGGGUUUGCACUCGUCUUGACAACGAAAGAUUAAUUUUCCGGCGUGACUUCGAGCGCUUGGCUGCCAAAUACAAACUUAUUUCCCUGGAAGUGCGAAACUCCUUGAAAAAGGAGUUAAAAAGUGAAGGUGGAAACCCCUCUAAGCUGCUGAUGAGCCAGUUCCAAACUAAGUACCCCAACCAUCCUGUUCGAUGUCUUGUAAGAAUGCUAAAAGAGAUCGGAAGAAAUGAUAUAGCACAAAAACUAACACCCUACAUGCGUAAAAAUGUCGGAAACUAGUCUUGGCAAUUGAUGAUUUUUGUACAAUGAAAACGGGCUUCCUGCGGCCUAGUAAAUUAACAAUGCUAUUCAUAGGGUUUCUCAAUCGAGAAUGAAUUGGCAGUGAUGCUCUGUAUCCGCUGGAUGACAAACAGUUUUACAAAUACGUCGGAUCCCACGCUGAACAACCGCAAUUUAUCGAAGGAAGAAUAUCCAGGGUGAGAGCUGGAAAUUUUGAAGAUGGCUGACUGAGUGAUCUGGUUCGCAAUUCUCUCUUCUAGCUAUAAAAGAUUUCCUUGUAAAUUUUUAAUUUGUUCUUUCAUUAAGGUGUAGCUUAAUUUAAGUUCAGAUAAUUUUGUCUAUCCCCUUCUUCUGUUUCAAGGAUAAUGUAUUUUUGAUAUAAGGAGAGGUUACACACUGAUCACUUCGGGCCAUUCAGAGGUAGUAGUAAUGUAAAUAACGCUGGAGUAAUGCUAUUUUGUCAAGUAAAUCUGACGAUUGUACCUGGUAUUAAAAAGAGUUCUGGAAUACUGGUUUAUCGUGAAAAUUGUGAAAAUUGUUAUACUAUAGAAGGAAAUGUACUUCACGUAUGGAUGACCGCAACGCAAUAAAACUAUUAAAUUCUGAUAACACAGUCGAACCUUAAGCGGCAACUUAUUAAGCGGUCAGUUGUCAAAGUCACCUAUAUUAAGCGGUCACGAAGGGCUAUUUAGCUUUGACGAGGGGGUCACGCACAAAACGUCGGACUUUAAAUGCUUUGCGGGGGCCAAU